AUGAGUUUCAUCCGUCAAUCUUUCGCACACCCAGCAGUGAGACGCCAACUUCGCCCAGGCGCCGUCGGCCUUCGUUCAUCCCGGCCAAAUACCAUUCAGAGAUCCUAUGCCACUGAUGCGCCAGGUGGGGGUGGCCCGGCAAAGAACCAGCGAUUGGCACUAGUGGCAGUCGGUCUCGGCGUGCCGAUAGCUUUCUACCUAUUCAAUCGCAGCCCUGCGAAUCAGGCCGGUGUCCCCACUGGCGGGGGGCGCGGUGCCAAUCAAGAAUACACUAAGCACGCAGAGGGUAACAAGGGGUCUAGCACCUCGAGGCAUGGGCCCCCCGGUGGAACUGGAAGCAUCUCGUCCAAGCAGCAGGGUCUCUCGAAUACGGAUACUAUGAACCCAUAUGUGAAUGAACCCGGCAAGAGCCAGAAGGGCGAGGGCGAGACAGAAUCUGUAAAGGUCAAGGGGACUGUUACGCCUGAUCGGCCGCAGAAAUGA
This is a messenger RNA of Penicillium bovifimosum, 483 nucleotides long. RefSeq lists its product as uncharacterized. The coding region runs from base 1 to 483 and encodes 160 amino acids. Lineage: Eukaryota; Fungi; Ascomycota; Eurotiomycetes; Eurotiales; Aspergillaceae. The record is from RefSeq and is a predicted model, not a curated record. The transcript is spliced from 3 exons.